Zea mays is the source of this 1348-nucleotide messenger RNA. Its product is annotated as putative membrane-associated kinase regulator 4. The record is from RefSeq and is marked provisional. NCBI's taxonomy places the organism in Eukaryota, Viridiplantae, Streptophyta, Magnoliopsida, Poales, Poaceae. Bases 186 to 1169 code for a protein of 327 amino acids. The transcript has a single exon. Gene Ontology annotation, molecular function: kinase inhibitor activity. Gene Ontology annotation, cellular component: plasma membrane.
CAAAACCAAACUGUAAGCGCACCGCCCAAAACCCUAUAAACCAUCUCCCAUCUCUCUGGCUCGCUCGUCUAGCAGAUGCACAGCAGCAGGCGUCCCCUGUCUUCGUCCUUCCGAAAUCCCAAUCCUCCCUCCGAGUCCCCCAUCCCAAAACUCGGAGCUCCGAAGCUGGCACUGGCAUCGCGGCAAUGCCGAGGCCGCCCACAAUGGUGAUCCAGGACGACUACAUCGACAUGGACCUGACCCCGGCAGCCACACCGGAGCCCUCGCCAGCCUCGCCCCGCUUCGAGUUCCAGAGCGCCGGCGCCGGCGCCGCCGGCGACAGGCAUAGGGAGGCGGCGUUCGCGUCCCCCGCGGACGAGCUGUUCUACAAGGGCAACCUGCUGCCGCUCCACCUGCCGCCGCGGCUGCAGCUCGUGCAGAGGCUCCUCCAGGACCAGGAGCAGCCGCCGCCGCUGCGAGGGGCGAAGCGGGAUGCGGAGUCGGAUGCCACGGCGGCGGCGGCGGCAGAGCGAGGAGACGCCGACGCUGCCGCUGCCGCCAGCAAGGUGUGCGCCGCCAAGAAGCCGUCUUGGGCCAAGAAGCUCAAGGUGGUUAAGCGGUGGGCGUCGAAGGAGUACAUCCGGUCGCUCUUCCUGGCCAGGCCGCCGUUGCCGAGCGACAUCGUCGCCGCCGCCGGUGGCGCCAGCGCCAGCGGCCACGGCAUCGGCAGCGUCAGCGCGAGGGGGAGCGUCCUAGAGCAGGAGGAGGUGUGCCAGUGCCAGCACCGCAAGUCCUUCUCCGGCAUCAUCCGCCGGGUGCGCCUCGUGGCGACCAAGGCGCCUGGGACCUCGCCGCUGUGCUCCUCCUCGUCCUCGUCCUCCUCGUCGUCCACGCCGUCGUGCCGCAACGCAAACGGGUUCUUCUUCCGGACGCCGGCGUCGGCGGCGGGGGCGACGCCGGCGCUGAAGCGGAGCAGCAGCGCCGGGUCGUCCGAGGAGGGCGCCAUCCAGGGCGCCAUCGCGCACUGCAAGCGUUCCCAGCUGCUGCAGCCCGGGAUGGUGGCCUCGGCGGCGGCGCGGAGGAGCGUCAGCGACGUCAUGUUCUACUCGGUGACCAACACGCCCAGAGCCUCUUCCGUGACCGCCGGCGAGGUGGCGCAGGAGAGGAGGCAGGAGAUGUGCAGGGGCUGAUGAUGGCCGAUGACAUGCCACCCAUGGAUCAAAAGCGACAUUCUUUUGUUUCUUUUCUUUUUUGUUUAUUUUGCUUGUGAAGAUGAUGAGCAAUGUGAUGUGGGUUGCUCUGGUGAUGAUCAGGACGCAAUGUGCUGUGACUGUUUCCCCGGUUCCCUUGAUUCUUUGCGAUCUUCUCC